AUAAAAACAAGAAAGAAGAAAAGAAGAGGGAAAAUAUCGAGCACUGAGAAAGGAAUACAGCCCUUCUUCGACAUUGCCUCCAGGUAUCACAUUGCGCGUUUGAUUAAAGUUCAGGGACUAAACACGACAUUAGAAUACCCAUUCACUCAGAUUCGGUAAUCAUCAGUUAGUCAUGGCAUCCAAAGAUGCAGACCCGUCACUCGGGUACUUGACUCGCAAAGACACAGAGGUGAAACUCCCUCGACCGACCCGUGUCAAAAACAAAACACCGGCUCCCAUACAGAUUACCGCCGAACAAAUCCUCCGAGAAGCUCGGGAACGACAGGAGGCAGAAAUCCGGCCGCCUAAACAAAAGAUUACCGACCCGACUGAACUAGCUGAUUAUCGCCUCCGCAAGCGCAAGGAAUUUGAAGACCUAAUCCGCCGUGUUCGGUGGAAUACCAGCGUUUGGAUCAAAUACGCCCAGUGGGAAGAGUCCCAAAAGGACUUCAAUCGAGCACGGAGUGUUUGGGAGCGUGCUCUGGAAGUUGAUUACCGAAACCACACUUUAUGGCUGAAAUACGCAGAAGUGGAAAUGAAAAACAAGUUCAUCAACCACGCAAGGAAUGUUUGGGACCGUGCGGUCACGCUUCUUCCACGUGUGGACCAGCUCUGGUACAAGUGUAUCCAUAUGGAAGAGAUGUUAGGGAAUGUCGCUGGAGCUCGCCAGAUUUUCGAACGCUGGAUGUCUUGGAUGCCUGACCAGCAAGGUUGGCUUUCUUACAUUAAGUUUGAGCUUCGUUACAAUGAAGUGGAACGCGCUCGUGCCAUUUAUGAACGGUUUGUUCAGUGCCACCCCAAAGUCGGAGCUUGGAUUAGAUAUGCCAAAUUCGAGAUGAAGAAUGGGGAGAUUGUACGGGCAAGGAACGUUUACGAACGUGCGGUGGAGAAGCUGGCAGAUGAAGAAGAUGCAGAGCAGUUAUUUGUAGCUUUCGCUGAGUUUGAGGAACGAUGUAAGGAAACUGAACGUGCUCGUUGUAUCUACAAGUUCGCUCUUGAUCAUAUACCCAAAGGGAGGGCAGAGGAUUUGUAUAGGAAGUUUGUGGCUUUUGAGAAACAAUAUGGAGAUAAGGAAGGGAUUGAGGAUGCAAUUGUAGGGAAGCGGAGAUUCCAAUAUGAAGAAGAAGUGAGGAAGAAUCCAUUAAAUUAUGAUUCGUGGAUUGAUUAUAUAAGAUUAGAAGAGAACGUAGGGAAUAAAGGGAGGAUUAGGGAGGUUUAUGAGAGGGCUAUUGCUAAUGUUCCUCCAGCUGAGGAGAAGCGGUAUUGGCAAAGAUAUAUUUACUUGUGGAUUAAUUAUGCUUUAUAUGAGGAGCUUGAUGCUGUGGAUAUGGAGCGGACAAGAGAUGUGUACAGGGAAUGCCUUAAGCUUAUUCCCCACGAGAAGUUUUCUUUUGCAAAGAUCUGGCUUCUUGCUGCACAAUUUGAAAUAAGACAACUCAAUCUCAAGGGUGCACGACAAAUUUUGGGAAAUGCCAUUGGAAAAGCUCCUAAAGAUAAGAUCUUUAAGAAGUAUAUUGAAAUUGAGCUGCAACUCGGUAAUAUUGAUCGUUGCCGAAAAUUGUAUGAGAAGUAUCUAGAGUGGGCACCUGAGAAUUGCUAUGCAUGGAGCAAAUAUGCCGAGUUAGAAAGAUCAUUAUCUGAAACAGAGCGGGCAAGAGCUAUUUUUGAGCUUGCCAUCACACAACCAGCUUUGGACAUGCCAGAGUUAUUGUGGAAGGCAUACAUAGAUUUUGAAAUUUCUGAAGGUGAAUAUGAACGAACCAGAGGAUUGUACGAGAGACUUUUGGAUCGUACAAAACACUUGAAGGUGUGGAUUAGUUAUGCCAAGUUUGAAGCCUCUGCAAUGGAGGAGACUGAUGUGGAUUCGGACAUGCCAGAAGAUGGGGUUCGGGAACAUGAAUCAAAGAAGGGAUGUGUUCAGCGUGCAAGAAGAGUUUUUGAAAGAGCAAUCAACUACUAUAGAACGUCGGCAGCAGAAUUGAAAGAAGAGCGUGCUAUGCUCCUGGAAGAGUGGCUUAACAUGGAAAGCAGUUUUGGAGAGCUUGGCGACGUUAGUGUAGUCCAGUCCAAGUUACCCAAGAAACUCAAAAAGAGGAAGCAAAUUACAAGUGAAGAUGGUGGUGUUUCCGGCUAUGAAGAAUAUAUUGAUUAUGUAUUCCCCGAAGAAAACCAGGCGACGAACCUCAAGAUUUUAGAAGCCGCUUAUAAAUGGAAGAAACAGAAGCUUUCUACCGACGAUGAAUAGGAUAAUACUUGUGUUGCAACUCCAAAUGUAAAUUACAAAGCACCUGCCACAGCUUAAUUGCAUGAUUCUUGAAUGCCUGGAUUUUUGUUCUGCUGUAUUUGUGUUUUGGAAAACAAGCUGUUUAAGGGAAGUUGACAUUGGAGAACUUUUAUCAUGUGGAACCAGUUAUUGUUCGUUAAGGAAUAUUAUGUUACUCGAAUUAAGAGAUUUUGUUAUA
Molecule: messenger RNA, 2501 nt
Organism: Hibiscus syriacus
Lineage: Eukaryota; Viridiplantae; Streptophyta; Magnoliopsida; Malvales; Malvaceae
Product: crooked neck-like protein 1
Exons: 8
Coding region: 173-2284 (703 amino acids)
Biological process (GO): mRNA splicing, via spliceosome; spliceosomal complex assembly
Cellular component (GO): precatalytic spliceosome; U2-type catalytic step 2 spliceosome; Prp19 complex
Molecular function (GO): protein binding
Source: RefSeq, a predicted model, not a curated record